This is a messenger RNA of Phalaenopsis equestris, 1238 nucleotides long. RefSeq names its product transcription factor bHLH66-like. The record is from RefSeq and is a predicted model, not a curated record. Bases 43 to 1062 code for a protein of 339 amino acids. Gene Ontology annotation, molecular function: protein dimerization activity. The transcript is spliced from 8 exons. Lineage: Eukaryota; Viridiplantae; Streptophyta; Magnoliopsida; Asparagales; Orchidaceae.
AUUCGGCAUUCUUUCCUCCCGCGCUCCUGCUCCAUUCUAUAAAUGCUGGAGCCAGUCAUUAGACUGCAGAGGGCGGUAAGAAAAGCUGACGGUGGGAGCUUGGCGAACAAGCAGAUUAUUCUCUCCUUUUGCAGCUUGAGAUGCUCUAUUGAAACCCAGCGAAUAAACCCUAGGCGGGAGGGCCUUCGCCAACCUUUCGUUGGUAUUGUUCUGCCCAAUCCAAGGCCACUACUUGUAACUACAUCUGGUGAAAUGCUCGAUAAGACUGCAUCAUCUCUAGCUAAAUAUAAUUCUGAUGUAAGAGCAAUAGAUUCACCGUUGGAUGUUGGAAGCUCUAAUUGGAAUUACUUGAAGAGAACAUCCUUUCCUGAAACUAGCGCUUCAACUUUGAAUCAAUCGAUGCCUAUUAUUAGUCUUCUUGAUGUUGAAGCAUUGAGCAGUUUAUCAAACUCUCCAUGUCCUGCUGCAAUAGUUGGAUGUUUGGAGGAUUUCUUGCCUUCCAUGAUUGGAUAUUCAUUACCAAAUACUCAAGGAGAACAAGCAAAAAUUUCAAAUAAGGUUGAAUCUGAAGAAAUUGCAGAACCACCGUCAAAAUAUUGCUCUAAUGUCGCGCAACAAUCUGAAGCAAGCAUGGGAACGAAAAUGACUAGAGCUCCAAAAGUGCUUAGUAGUCGGAUAUAUCGAGCUAAGGUUGCUGAAGCAAUUAAAGCAUUGAAAAAUGCACUACCAUUUUCUGAAAUGGGUAAUCAAGCAUCUAUACUAGAUAAUGUAAUCGAUUAUAUCAAGUUUCUGAAACUUCGACUAAAUGUGUUGAGCCAAACUAGAUUGACCGGUGAAGCCUCAGCUCAUUCCUUCGUUCAUAUUGAGGGCUUCGGUCACUACUUACUACAUCCUCAGACAUACCAUCAGCCACUUGAGGAAAUGGUUGGGAAUCUUCUAAAGUCAAACCCACAGGUGGCCAAUGAGCUGCUUGAACACAAGGGCCUGGCCAUUGUGCCUAUGGAUUCUGCAUACACUGCUCUUCAAAAUAGCUUGAACCCGUGCUCCAAUUCAUGCCAGUAAUGAUCAAUUUUUACUUAAUAAUGUUUUCGUAAAUGACAUUUCUUAGCCAUUUAUUAAUAUACCUUACUUUUAGACUCUACAACUUCACCUGAAACAAACUUUUUGUGCUGUCCUAGCAUUCCUCCGGAACUAUAUUGUUUUGACGAGAAAUUUUUCAAAGUGCAACCUUGCCCUUC